CGCCCGCCCUUCAGCCCCACGGGCAGGGCCGCUGCGCCUCCCCCGGGGCCCUGCAGCCCCUGCCGAGCUAGUAGGACGCCAUCAUUGGCAGGAAGAGCACAAUGGAAGUUCUGCGUCCAACACUUAUAAGGAUUGGAGGGCGCAUUUAUAGGAAAAAUAUUAUUCAACAACAGUCCUAUCCAAAUGAAGAAGAGGAUGAUUUCUAUGCAGGUAAAACCUAAUAUGCAGGGGCCCAAUCUGGUAUUAAAUAUAAUAUAUUGCAAAGUGGGGAAUCGGCAUUCAAGACUCACAGGGAGUUAGCAAACUCAGGCUCUGAGCCUGUGAGGAGCUCCAUGUGGGCACAGGGGUCUGCUCUUAUUGCAGGACUGGGAAUAGUCUUUUGAGUGAAGAAAUACUUUGCAUUGUUCUAUAGCAGUCCUGGCUGAAGAGCAGAGUAAAUUCUGGUUACAAAAUGUUGGCUUAAGUGAUUGUGAAGUUGACGUGGAUUGCUGGCUAUCAGUUAAUUUGUUGACUGAAUAAUUCAGCAAAACAAUGUUAUCUGUUAAAAGAUUUUUUUUAAAUUUAAAAUGAUCAGUAAAAAUGUUAAGACUUUGUAGAGAAUAUUUUUUCCCUAUUCAUGCAUUGUCCUUGGUAUUUUCCACAGUGAAUUUAAUCUCAGAGUUAAUAGAAAUUGAGGUCAUUUAGCACCUCCUUGGAAGUGCUCAGGACCUUUCAAUAUUGGCCCUUAAAUGGGUGUUGUCUUCUGGCCAUCUAAUGUGGAUUUUGAAAGGUAUCACCUAUUUACAUGGUUAACUUUUUCUAUCUUGGUGUACUCACCUGUGUGUGUACCAUAUUAGGUAAUGUUUGUGUGGGUCCUUGUAAAUAUAGAAAAGCCCAAGAAUAUCUGGUAAACAUCCACCGUUUGUUUCAAGUAGAAAAUAUUGAAAGAACUGGGCAAACUCUAAUAUGCUUCUUGCCACCCAAACCCACCCUUGCUCACAUUGAGCUAACUAGGUUUGGUUGAAAAACAAACAUGACUUAAGUGGUCCAUGGUGAGAAUGUGUCUUUAUAUCCUCUGAUGCUUAAGCCAGUAGGCUACCGCUCAACAGGCAGAACAGUUCUUUAAAAAAAAUCCUAUUGGGCUAUUUUGCAAAUUGCAGCCAAGAAAAAAACUAUUCUGUAGCGGGCUGAAACUGCUACUUUUUUAACCCUCCAAGAAUGGAAGAUUUAAAAGUAGUGUCAUGAUGUUUUUCUGAGCAGGUAGUAAGAUGAAAUAAAAACCAGUUGGCUCUGACAGAAGGAGCCACCUUGUUCUUUUAUUUAACCUUGGGAGAAGAAAGCUGGUGAGAAUGUUGCAUCACAUAAAACACUGUCAACCUUUAUAGAACAGUUUGAUUUUUUUACUUUGUAGGCCCUGGGGAUCCUACAGAUGAGCCUUGUGAUGCCUUCUUGGUGGAAGAGACUGAGAGAGGUUUCCAGUGUGCAGUGGAGGUUCCCAGCUUGCUAUACAAGUGAGCCUACGUGUUGUUUUAUUUUAAUCCUCUUUUACAGAAGAAUCUGUCAGGGAGGUUGAAUUCUCAGAGGCAGCUGUAGAUUCUAGAUCUCUCUGUUUUGUGGAGAGCUCUGUAUUUGUGUGGGGGAAAGGGUGUGAAUCCAUUUCCAAUGUAUCUGUUUCACAUUUGGCACUUGGCUCUCACCAUGGUGGCAACUGCAUCUUGUGCUUUCUUGCUGGUAGCAGUUUUUUGAGCAUCUGCUCUUCAAGACAUGAAAGCAAGCCAGGAAGAUGGAAGAAUGUGGGGAGAGACUGAGGUAUAUAAUUGGAAAAAAAGGAGAAACCAGGAAGAGACUGGAAACAGAGACUCGAACUUCCAUCAGCAUUCCCAAGCCUGGAAUGGAAGGACAAAUCGUGAUUACUGGACAGCAGCGUAGUGGUGUCAUUUCAGCCCGAACACGGAUUGAUGUUCUUGCUGAGAGUUUCCGCAAGAAGCAGCCAUUCACACACUUCCUGUCCUUUGCUCUCAACCAGCCUGCGAUUCAGGAAAAAUUUCUACAGUUCAAGGAGGAAGUAUUGGAGAAAUGCUCCAAGGACUAUGGAGUCAAUAGUAGUCUAUUCCAGAACCCAGCAAAGCUCCAUCUUACUAUUGGGACGCUAGUGCUCCUGAAUGAGCAGGAGAUCCAGAAGGCAUGUGAACUCCUGCAGAGAAGUAAAGAGGACUUUAUUAACAAAACUGUUGGAGGCAAAUCCCUGACCGUGGAGGUGGCAGGGAUAGAAUACAUGAAUGAUGACCCUGCCAUGAUUGAUGUUCUUUACGCAAAAGUUCACAUGAAGGAUGGAUCAGACAAAUUACAGCUAAUAGCUGAUAGACUCAUGGAGCAGUUUGUUACCUCUGGGCUGAUGAUGAAGGAGUGGGAUAGGGUGAAACUCCAUGCUACCAUCAUGAACACUCUCUUCAGGAAAGACCCAAAUGUUGAAGAGAAAAAUAAUGCAGCUACAGGCAAAUCAUCUUUGAAGGAACGGGAGACAUUUGAUGGCCGAAAUAUACUGAAGAUCUUUGAGAACUUCUACUUUGGAGAACUGCAGCUGAAUUCAGUCCAUCUUUCUCAGAGGUUCUCCACAGACAGCUCGGGUUACUACGCUACAUCUGGGCAGCUCACUUUCUCCUGAAAUAACAACUCAACUGCUCCAACAGAUCUGCAGUGCUCCAGAAUUGCUGAAUUGUAAAGGGGUUACAUUAAUUUGGAGCCUCAAAUAUGAACAGAGAUCUCUUCUAAGGAUUCUACAAAGACUGGGAUGCCAUGUUAUGUCUUCAAAGAACCAUGCACAAUCUGCAACAUUGCAUUUUCUUGGUGGAAUUCUCUUGCAGUCCUUCCUACAAAUAUCCCAUCUCCCUAUCCUCUCAAAAAGCUCUGGUCUCCUACCUCCACAUCACACAGCUUUUUCAUUUCCCUUAACACUUAUAGUUUACAGGUUUCUUCCACUUGGAAGCUAGCUGGCAUGGCAUCUUUAGGAUAAAGGGUCAUUGUCAGCUAACCUUUUAUAUGCACUUUUCUUGUUUUUAUCAGAUGUUUGGUACCAUCUUACAAGUUUACAAUAAUAACAUGCAUUUCUCUUCAGUUUUUUUUCUCUCUAACAAAUAUUUCUCUCUCCCACUCUCCCUCCUCAGCCUUCUUUGUAAUGGAGCAGAAAACCUGUCUUCACUGGGCUUUUAACUAGUGAAGUAAACAAAAUGAAGUCAGUGGAAAGACUCAUAUUGAAAUCAGUGGUCUUUGGAUCAGGUCUUAUAUGAACAGGAAUGUUGCAUGUUCCUGUUUAUAUUUUGUCACUAAACUGCUUGUGGUAGACCCGCAGAGGGUGCACGCCUGGCUUUCUGGGUGUCGCACCAAAUCUUGAGAAUUUUGUUUUUAAAUGAGCAACUGUAACUCUCAAAAUAAAUGUUUAAAAUCCAGAAGAGCUCCCCAGACUGUAAGAUAACAAUGUUAAGGCAAGUCAAUACUUGAGGCCCAAACAGUUUGACAGUGUUUCUGUAACAUUCGUGAUGUUAAUAACCAAAUAAAUUCCUUUCAAAAA
Molecule: messenger RNA, 3547 nt
Organism: Dermochelys coriacea (leatherback sea turtle)
Lineage: Eukaryota; Metazoa; Chordata; Testudines; Dermochelyidae
Gene: ASCC1
Product: activating signal cointegrator 1 complex subunit 1
Exons: 9
Coding region: 1763-2644 (293 amino acids)
Biological process (GO): regulation of DNA-templated transcription; DNA alkylation repair
Cellular component (GO): nucleus
Molecular function (GO): RNA binding
Source: RefSeq, a predicted model, not a curated record